CAGAGCUUUACCCCACACUCCAUUAAUCUGUACUCCCAAAAGCUCCACCUACCUUACCCUUACCCUUCCCAGCUGCCACUCCCAUUUCUGUCGUUCCUCCUUCUCUCCUCGUCACCAUCUUUCCAAGAAAGCACCAAGUUAUGGCUAAUCAACUUUUCGCAGCAUCUUUUAUCUCUCUCUUCCUCUUCCAUGUCGCAGGGGCGCAGCCUUUCAUUGGAGUCAAUUAUGGACAGGUGGCGGAUAAUCUUCCGCCGCCGGAUGCGACUGCGAGGCUGCUGCGGUCAACUUCGAUUGAGAAGGUGAGGCUGUACGGAGCGGACCCGGCGAUGAUCAGCGCUCUGGCCAACUCCGGCAUCGGGAUAAUGAUCGGAGUCGGCAACGGAGACAUCCCGGCGAUGGCAUCGGACCCAUCCUUCGCCGGGAACUGGGUUUCUUCCAAAGUGCUCCCCUUCUACCCGGCGAGCAAGAUCACGACUAUUAACGUCGGGAACGAGGUGCUCUACUCCGGGGACAGGAAUCUGAUGACGCAACUCCUGCCGGCGAUGCAGAAUCUGGCGAACGCCCUUGGCUCUGCUUCGCUCGGAGGGAAAGUAAAGGUGUCGACGGUUCACGGGAUGUCGUUGCUGAGUUCAUCUGCUCCGCCGUCGGCCGGGAGCUUCGAUCCAGCCGUCACCGACUUGCUCAGAGGUCUGCUGGGCUUCAACAACGCUACCGGUUCGCAGUUCCUGAUAAACCCUUAUCCGUUCUUCGCUUACCAGAGCGAUCCCAGACAGGAAACACUGGCUUUUUGUCUAUUCCAGCCCAACUCCGGCCGGGUAGAUUACCGCACGAAAUUGAAAUACACGAACAUGUUUGAUGCCCAGGUAGAUGCUGUAAGAUCUGCAGUGAAUGCAAUGGGCUUCAAGGAUGUGGAGAUUGCAGUUGCUGAAACCGGGUGGCCUUACAAGGGAGAUAGCAAUGAGGUUGGUCCUAGCCUUGAGAAUGCCAAGGCUUACGUGGGAAAUUUGAUCACUCACUUGAGGUCUUCGGUUGGAACUCCGUUGAUGCCAGGGAAAUCGGUUGACACCUAUCUAUUUGCAUUGUACGAUGAGGACAUGAAGCCUGGUCCCACUUCUGAGAGGUCAUUUGGGCUCUUCAAGCUUGAUUCAACCAUGACCUUUGAUGCCGGCCUUUCAAAGACUAGUGUCCCGACUCCAUCGACACCAACACCUAAGGGUAAUGCUUGGUGUGUGCCAAAGGACGGUGUAUCGGACGCCCAAUUGCAAGCAAAUAUAGAUUACGUUUGUGGGCAUGGGUUUGAUUGUAGCCCAAUCCAGACCAGUGGGCCGUGUUUCAGCCCGAACACACUCGUGUCUCAUGCUGCCUAUGCUAUGAAUCUUCUCUACCAAACUGCAGGCCGAAACCCUUGGAAUUGUGAUUUCUCACAGACAGCCAUGCUCUCAUCAAAGGAUCCCAGUUAUGCAGGGUGUAGAUAUCCUAGUGGCAGUACCUAAGAAGAAGAGUACCUCAUAUGUACACAUUAUAAAUAGCAACUUCAACAUUCAAUUCUUAAGGCCAUUAUAUUAUGACUUUCCACACAAAUAUAUAAAUAUGCUCUCAAGUUAUUCUUUUGAUGUGGAGUUGGUUUUGCGGGACGAAAGAGAUGUCAGUUUGUUAUUGAAGCCAAAUAUAUAGAGUUUUGAUCAUACAGGUUUUUUAGACACAUUUUACGGCUGGAAAUCAGAUUGUGCAAAUCAACCUUUUGCAAUGAUAAACAUGAUUUCCGGCUCGAAAAAUUUCUCUGUUUUGAAAAUCAAGUGUGAUCAAAACUCUAUGUAUGUAUUGUCAUGCAACAACAGAAUGAACUCUCCUUAGUCAUGGCGAAAUCAUGUAACAUGUUACCAAGUUCAGUUUGACUGUCUAGUACUACGUAUAAACUAUUGAGUUAUUGUGAAGAUAAUUAGUCAAGAUUAAUCUGUACAUCUUGACUUAUACACACUCGCCGGUACAUUUUUCAUGUUUACGGUUGAGCAAAUAAUUGCCAAGUGCAUAAAAAUGUAUUUGAGCUGUUUUUGUAUGGAGUUGUUUUUCUCUCAUGUGAAUUAUUUUUUCAGGUCCAAG
This is a messenger RNA of Cuscuta europaea, 2100 nucleotides long. NCBI's taxonomy places the organism in Eukaryota, Viridiplantae, Streptophyta, Magnoliopsida, Solanales, Convolvulaceae. The record is from the annotation of a GenBank genome assembly.